ACAGUCUAUCCAAAUUUGCGCGGGUUAAAUGCAAUUAUUGUCGGCUGUCAUUUUCUUCCCGGUUCCAGAUUACAAUAACAUAAACAAAAAGUGUUCUCACUUCUUUCAAAUAUUCAGGUAACUUCGUAUCGCUUGGAUAACCCGGAAUAAUGUCCAAGCGAGAGGUGUUUUUAGAGGCUACCUCUAAGGAAAAGGUGGAGGACUUUCUUCGCUUUAUUCAGCUUCAUAAGGACAAAACUGAGCCCUUCGAUGUUGAAGAGGUGGUGCAGGAGAUGCCCAGAGAGCAGAGGGAGGCUCUCUGGAGUCAGCUGGACUCCCUCCUCCAGGAGAUUCUGAUGGAUUUACCUCCAGAUCGCUGGGAGGAGGACGCAAUGCAGCAGGAGUCGGCUCCGGAUCCUAAGCAUAUCAUGGCGGUGGUGGACGGUGUGACCCUGGUGGCUGCUGUGUCUCUAAAGGUUUUACAGGAUGGAGACACGUACAGCUCACUUUUAGAUAUCGCCCACAGACUUCAUGAUGUUUUGGUGUCCCUCCCCGUGUCCGAGGCGCAGCUGCAGCUCCACAUACAGACGCUGUUUGAAACCUGGUGGAAGAAGGAACUACUGGAGAGGGAAAAGUUUGGGCGCACCGCUUUCCUCAUCUCCCUCCAGAAGAGCUUCAUCUUAAAGAAACCGGCUGCUGAGAUCCAAAGAGUGUGGAGUCUUCACAACGUUCUUAAGAGUCUGGAGUACACAUCAGAAAACAACAAGCAGAUAAUCGACUUGCUGCUUCAGUGCUUUCACCAUCCUACUCACAUUAGAAACGAUGAUGGAAAGCGAUUCCUGGUGUUCCUUUUCAGCUGGAACGUUGAUUUUAUCUGGCUUAUCCACAGCACCAUUAAAAACCAGCUGGAGUUUUAUCACAAGAACCUAGCUACUCAUAUCGCGGAGAUCUACUUCAGAGCCUGGAAGAAGGCUAGCGGCGACUUCCUGGAGACGAUUGAGAGUACAUGCAUUCAGGAUUUCAUGCAGAAUGCCAUUUUGCUUCAAAGAACAGCACCGGUUCACAGCAAAGUUAGACAGAUCGUGAGCUAUAUUCACUCGAGGAAAGGAUGCCCCAGUGUGGACAAGAUGCUAUACAACCUCUACAAGCCGAUUCUCUGGAAGUCUCUCAGUGUUCCUAACUUCGAGGUGCGAGCAAACGCCACUUUGCUUUUCACCGAGGCCUUCCCAGUCCAUGACCCGGAUCUAAGCAACGAAAAUGUGGACAUGAACAUUCAAAAGCAGCUGGACUCGGCAAUGGCGCUCCUACAUGACCCUCACCCCACUGUGCGCUCCAGUGCCACGCUGGGGGUAUGUAAGAUCCUGGCAAAAUGCUGGGAGCUUCUUCCUCCAACGAUCAUCACAGAUUUCCUGAAGAAGCUGGUAAUGGAGCUGGCCACUGACAGCAGCUCUCCUGAUGUCCGCUGCUCAGUCUUUAAGUGCCUGAAUAUUGUCCUGGACAACCCACAGAGCCAUCCACUGAUGGAAAAGCUGCUGCCCACUGUCAAGUACAGUCUCCACGACAACUCUGAGAAAGUUCGCACGUCGUUUCUCGACCUGCUCAUCAAGGUUAAAGCAGUUCGUGCAGCCAAGUUCUGGGAUGUCUGCAGCAUGGACCACCUGCUGGCCCGCCUCGCCAUCGACUCGCUUUCUGUCUCCAAGCGAAUCGUGGACCUGCUCUUCAAGUCCUUCUUUCCCGUCAACGAGCCGGAGAAGGAGUGGUGCUGCAGGUGCAUCACCCUCAUCCAGAUGAACCCCAUGGCUGCCAGGAAGUUCUACCAGUUUGCUCACAAACACACAGCUGCCACUAACAUCAUAAAACUGAUUCUGGUUAUUCGUCGCACUCUGAACAACUGCAUCCAGGUCGACUUUGACUUGACGGAGAUUAGCGACAACAACAAGGAGAACAGUACACAGGGCGGACCGCUGGUGUUGGGACAGGAUUUGUCCGUUGUGUCCAGUUUGCUGGAAGUAGUGGUCAUCCUGUGGAGAAGUGUUGAGAAAGCGCUGAAGCAAAACGAAGAGGCGCACAAGUACACAGUUGCCAAGUUUGGAAAUGUCAUGGCCAAGUAUUUCCAGGCUUUUAAGGAUGAGAGCUGCACUGUACCUCUAAUCCAGCUGGCCUCUUUUAUGCCUCCAGCUGCAGCUCCAACAUUUAGCUGUGGCGUGCUGUCCAGACUGAAGAGGAUGGAGUCAGGAUCUGCUCCAGCUCAGUUUAGCCAGCUGCUGGACUGCAUCUGCCGAUGGGGUCAGGUGGCCGACGUCCUUGAACUGGUCUCUGAUUGGCUGGGCGAGGCCGUUCCCAAGCAAGGGGACAAGGUCACUAAAAGCAGAAAGGUGCGAAUCCAGGAGACAGUGGAGACCAAACCAGACCUGGCUCUGGCGUUUCUGGAAUAUCUUUUCAGCCACACUUCCACACGGGAGAAAGUCCUAGCUCUGGGUGAGGGGCCCCUGAAGGAGCUGCACAUGCUUUUAGGGAACUGGAAGUCGGUUCUCUACACUCACCUCAGAUCCUCCACAGAAGACCCAAAAAGACCCCAAGUGGAGACGGCGCUGAAAGCCUUCAUUUAUCACGGUCGCCUCGGAGCUCAUCUCCAACAUCACUCGACAGCAGGUCGGGACUACCUGGUCUCCAUGGAGCGUGUGGCGGCGUGGGUCGCGGAGAGGGUCCUGCCCUUCCUCACCAGGAGCGAGGACGGCGAGGUCUCGGAGAAGUCGCGGAAGCUCGCCACACAGAUAACCGAGAGUUUCCUGAAGGUGUGCCGUGACAUUUUCCUCGUCGGUUUGGGGGACAAGAUGUUCAAAGGCCAAAUCCUCCACCUGUGCUCACUCAUCCUCCUCUCAGAGGCAGGCUACACGUGUAUCCCAGCAGUGCUGCCGAUUCUAAAGGAGGUGGCAAACAGCGUUGUACCUGAUGAUAACAACCAGGAUCAGGAGUCCAACUUGGUCAUUUUGGGUGUGGUGGCCAACAUUUUCCAAAAGAUCAUAGAGUUGUUGGCACGUUGCUUGAGGAAAGAACCGGAAGAGGGACAACUUCUGUGUCAGUCAGCCGUUCCUGGCCUGACGGACUUCCUCCAGGUGGCACAGACGUGGGACGCGGCGCUUCUUAGCGGGGUGCAGUCCACCGUGUUUGCGGCCAUCAUUGUGGAGAAGAAGCAUUUGCUUCAGAAGCUUACCCAUCCUGAAGAGGUUGUCAUCCCACAGUCUGUUGAUGAAAUGCCUCCUUUGUCCAGCUUACUGCUGUCUGUCAUCCUCAAAUCCCCCUCUAUCACAAGGUCAUUUUUGGCAGAGGUCUCGUCAUCUUUGGAGUCGGACGCCCUUGACAGUCUCUCUGAGCUGGCGGCAGUGCUGCACGUCUUGGUGGUCAUUAAAUACACGGGGCACUCCAAAGGCGGCAUAAAGAGAGCUGCUGUGUCGGUCCAGCAGCAUCUUCAUAAACAUGCAGGCUGUUCUGUGGACAGCAGAGAAACCCAGAGGGUUAUGUAUGACUCUUCAGUGAAGACCUUGAAUGCUCUUCUGCAUUUCUAAUCUUCCACAAAUUAAAAAUGAUGAAAUUG
Molecule: messenger RNA, 3574 nt
Organism: Xiphophorus maculatus (southern platyfish)
Lineage: Eukaryota; Metazoa; Chordata; Actinopteri; Cyprinodontiformes; Poeciliidae
Gene: ncapg2
Product: non-SMC condensin II complex subunit G2
Exons: 27
Coding region: 150-3545 (1131 amino acids)
Biological process (GO): mitotic sister chromatid segregation
Cellular component (GO): nucleus; condensin complex
Source: RefSeq, a predicted model, not a curated record